This is a messenger RNA of Osmia bicornis bicornis, 1608 nucleotides long. RefSeq lists its product as uncharacterized. Bases 1 to 1608 code for a protein of 535 amino acids. NCBI's taxonomy places the organism in Eukaryota, Metazoa, Arthropoda, Insecta, Hymenoptera, Megachilidae. The record is from RefSeq and is a predicted model, not a curated record. The transcript has a single exon.
AUGUAUCGCCAGGUAGCAGUUCACAAGGAUGAUUGGGAUCUCCAGCGAAUUCUUUGGAUCGAUGAAGACCGCAAUGUCAUCCCUUACCAGCUCACAACUGUCACGUAUGGCACAAAGGCGGCUCCCUUCCUGGCGACACGAGCACUCAUGCAACUUGUUCACGAUGAGGGUCAUCGAUUCUCUCUGGCAACGCCUUCGCUCACGCAUGGCAGAUAUGUGGACGAUAUCUUUGGAGGAGCAGACUCAAUCUCGGAACUUGUGGAGGUCGCUCAACAGCUGAUUGUAUUGUGCAACCCGGGCGGAUUCCCACUCGCAAAAUGGCAUGCGACUCACCCCGAAUUACUGAGGGCUGUUUCGUCAUCCACACAAUCGUCAGCUCCCAUAUCAUUUGACGACUGUGCUACCAAAUUACUCGGAAUUCAAUGGAUGUCUCAGACUGACGUAUUCUGCUUUUCAUCAACCUCGACUAAUCAACCAAGUAAGUGCUCAAAACGCCUCGUAUUGUCCGAAGUGGCUCGGAUAUUUGAUCCAUUAGGUUUCGUCUCACCAGUAAUAAUACGAGCGAAAAUGCUAUUACAAGAGCUCUGGCUACACAAGAUCAAUUGGGACGACCCAUUACCGUCUCAAAUUGUUUCACGAUGGUUCACCAUCAGAGAAGAUCUCAACAGCUUGGCGAAGCGAUCGAUCCCAAGAUGGUUCAACACAUGGAACAAUUCAUCUGUAGAAAUUCAUGGAUUCUCUGAUGCUUCUCAACUUGCCAUGGCAGCAGUGAUUUAUAUCACUGUUAGCUCUCCGUCCAACAACUCAACGACGUCACUUGUCUGUUCUAAGACAAAGGUUGCACCACUGAAGAGGCUCACAAUACCAAGAUUGGAGUUGUCUGCAGCACUCCUGUUGGCAAAACUCACAAAAUAUGUUCAAUCAACGCUCAAGGUAAAGAUCAAUGCAACGCACCUGUGGACGGAUUCUCAAGUUUCGCUCAUAUGGAUCAAAUCGCAAGCAUCACGUUGGAAGGAUUAUGUUCGGAACAGAGUCAUUCAGAUCCAAGAACUCACUCCAAAUGCGCAUUGGGGGCAUGUUCCAGGUACGUCUAAUCCAGCCCACUGUGCUUCACGAGGCAUUUCGACAGAUCAACUCCAACGAUUCGAGCUUUGGUGGAAAGGUCCUCCAUGGAUGGCUCGAAAUCAAGAUCAUUGGCCGGAGCAAAAGGAAUUCUCAACUUUAACCAGCGAGCUCGAAGUGAGACCCAAUGUCUCACUGUUUGCCUCAGCUCAAAAGCUAAGUUAUCAUUGGGAUCUCAUUUAUAAAUAUUCAUCUUUUAUUAAGCUGUAUAGACUGACUGCACUUUGUUUCAGGUUUGGCUCACGGCUUAAGAGAAAGCUCGAAACUCCUCCUGUGAUCAUCAUACCAUCCUGCGACAUGGAGAAGGCGCAGCUCUUCUGGAUUCACGCAACUCAACACUUGUAUUUCACCAGCGAAAUGAAGACCCUCAACUCAGGCUCAACCCUGCCUGCAACUCAACCCUGCCUGCAACUCACCCCUUCAGUCGCCUCACCGCCUUCAUCGAUUCACAGGAAGACUCACAAACACAGCGCUCAGCAGGGAUGA